CCCACCCACUCCAGCCCUGCACCAAUGGGGAGCGGGGCCGCGCGCGCGGGUCAGUGGGAACGGCGCGGAGUCGGUGUGUACGUCGGUUGCCGUAACAACGGGCGGCGGAGUCCGUCAGCGAUGGCCUCUAACUUUAAGAAGGCGAACAUGGCAUCAACUUCCCAGCGAAAAAGGAUGAGUCCUAAGCCGGAGCUUACUGAAGAGCAGCAACAGGAAAUCCGGGAAGCUUUUGAUCUCUUCGACGCUGAUGGAACUGGGACUAUAGACGUUAAGGAACUUAAGGUGGCAAUGAGGGCACUAGGCUUUGAACCAAAGAAAGAAGAGAUCAAGAAAAUGAUCAGCGAAAUUGAUAAGGAAGGGACAGGAAAAAUGAACUUUAGUGACUUUUUGACAGUCAUGACUCAGAAAAUGUCGGAGAAAGAUACCAAAGAAGAAAUCUUGAAAGCUUUCAAGCUCUUUGAUGAUGAUGAAACUGGGACGAUAUCGUUCAAAAAUCUCAAACGCGUGGCCAAGGAGUUGGGUGAGAACCUCACUGAUGAGGAGCUGCAGGAAAUGAUUGAUGAAGCUGAUCGAGAUGGAGAUGGAGAAGUCAAUGAGCAAGAGUUCCUGCGCAUCAUGAAAAAGACCAGCCUUUAUUAAGAUCAGUCUCUUCUUUUCUACUGCAAGCAGACGUAUCUAGAUUUAGUGCCUGCUAUUGUGUGAAACCUGGUCUUUGAGAACACAAACUCUUUUUCCCCCACGCUGACCUCCCUGUAUAACUUUAGUUAAUAACCUUGAAUCUUAGACUCUUAAAAGUGUUCUUUGACAUUAAAGUUCUUUGUAAGGUGACCUGCUGCUUACUUUAAUUCCCCAAAGCAGAGCAAGAGCACGUUAGAGUGGAGAGAAGCUUUUACCAACCUGCCAUUCUGCCUUGUAUCGCUUCACUCUUGUCACGCGUUCCCACAUUUAUACCACCACAGAAUGACUUCUUAGACAAGCAAAUGUUGUACCCGGUGUUAUCACAAGCAAGGGGCAUCUCUUCAAUGGUUCUGGUUUUAAUUGUCACCUGAGCACAGCUUUCUCUUUUAUAAAACCCAGUGAGCUCUCUCACUUGCA
Molecule: messenger RNA, 1095 nt
Organism: Equus caballus (horse)
Lineage: Eukaryota; Metazoa; Chordata; Mammalia; Perissodactyla; Equidae
Gene: CETN2
Product: centrin 2
Biological process (GO): nucleotide-excision repair; centriole replication; mitotic cell cycle
Cellular component (GO): centriole; centrosome
Molecular function (GO): calcium ion binding
Source: RefSeq, a predicted model, not a curated record